Fundulus heteroclitus (mummichog) is the source of this 826-nucleotide messenger RNA. Its product is annotated as histone H2B 1/2. The transcript has 2 exons. Gene Ontology annotation, cellular component: nucleosome. Gene Ontology annotation, molecular function: protein heterodimerization activity; structural constituent of chromatin; DNA binding. The record is from RefSeq and is a predicted model, not a curated record. Lineage: Eukaryota; Metazoa; Chordata; Actinopteri; Cyprinodontiformes; Fundulidae. Bases 452 to 826 code for a protein of 124 amino acids.
AGAUUAAAUUGUGUGAGAGAAAGUUGAGUGUUUUAUCUCCAAGUUAUGGAGAACGUGAGCAAAGUACAUUGUAGUGACUAGUUGGCACAUUCAGCACUGGGUGACACUGCGGACACCACAUGUGUCUCAGACAAAUGAGCAACUAAAUCACGUGUGAAAGCAAACUUUGUUGCUGUGUCUGUCGCUGCAGUUUCAUCUGCAACAAUCUAACGUCUCCGUCGGUCAACAAAGCGCGCGCCGACAUUUUCAAAGCCAAAGUCCGCCUUUUCCGCUCAGCGGCUCAGCCAAUCAGAGGCAGGGGACGGCUCAGCCAAUCAGAGGCAGGGGACGGCUCAGCCAAUCAGAGGCAGGGGACGGCACAGUGACAUUUAUUCCACGCGGCGUGUAUCACAGCUGUCUCCGCUGGCCAGCAGCUCGCUGCUCGCUCUUGUUUCACACACAGAGAGAGAAGAUGCCUGAAGCGGCCAAGUCUGCGCCCAAGAAGGGCUCCAAGAAAGCCGUCACCAAGACGGCCGCCAAAGGAGGCAAGAAGAAGAGGAAGACCAGGAAGGAGAGCUACGCCAUCUACGUCUACAAGGUGCUCAAGCAGGUGCACCCCGACACGGGCAUCUCCUCCAAGGCCAUGAGCAUCAUGAACUCCUUGGUCAACGACAUCUUCCAGCGCAUCGCCUCCGAGGCGUCUCGCCUGGCUCACUACAACAAGCGCUCCACCAUCACCUCCAGGGAGAUCCAGACGGCCGUGCGCCUCCUGCUGCCCGGUGAGCUGGCCAAGCACGCCGUGUCCGAGGGCACCAAGGCCGUCACCAGGUACACCAGCUCCAAGUAA